AUGUCUGGUCCACGUCCAGCGCCCGCGGAGGAAGAGGGCACCCUCAAGAGGGUCUUCGGCGUCGUCCAGCAAGUGUUCAUCGUUUACGCCCUGGCCCAACUCGCUGGAAAGUUCAUCAAGGGCAAGGUCGACCCCGCACAAGGACAGACAGCAGCCCCAGGCCAGGUAGCAACCCCCGACGCGCAAGCAAACGUGCCCGCGCCGAAUCUAGAUCCUCGUGCCCUCCCCCCCGACCAGGCGUACCCGGCCUGGCCCCAGGGCGUCGCACUUGACCUGCACGUCCACCUGUCCACCGACCCCUUCGGCCAGGUCUUUGCGGCCAAGCGCGCCGGGCGCGACGCAGAUCUGCCUAGCUUUGCCUGGUAUAACAUCUCGUACGGGAACUGGUCCGAUGCUCGGUUGACAGAUCUCGAAGUGCCGAUCCCCCAGUCCGUGCAACACAAUGCCUCCAUGUGGGCGGACAUCUUCCUCACCAUGGCCAACUUGAGCCCUGAUCCCGAGGACCCCAAGUUCGACGCCCGCGGCGUCUUCCACAGGCGCAAACUGCUAACGCGAUACAUGCCCAAACCUAAAGUUCGCAAGGAGAAGAAGCUUCUCGGAAUCCACAGCAAGGAGGAAUACGAUCAGGAGGAGCAAGAAGCUGAGGAAGAGAAGGUCAUCGCGUCAUAUUGGUACCCAAAUAUGACCUUAGCACUCGUAUCCGACGGAACGGCCAUCCCAUACGCCCAGCUGCCUCCUCCAGUAAAGGAGCACGUUCACUUGAUACCCAAUGCGCGUGACGAUACAGGCCGCUUCGGCUAUUACUACCCCGUCGUCUUCCCGAAUGAGUUCUGGCACCUCCGGUCGCACCUCAUCGAGUUGAACGAGACGACGACGAAGCUUCCGCUCCAAGUUACCUAUCAGGCGCUCAGCUACAUGAAGUUCCAGUUGUUCGCUAGCUUGACUGCGGGCUUCGACCAGGCCGCGCAGCAGCAAGGGGGUGCGAGUGGUGCUGAGUUGGACGAGAUCAAGCGGGUGCUACUUGAAACCAACCCGUGGUAUCUUGGCCUGACAGGUCUAGUCAGCGUGUUGCACGUCGUGUUCGAGAUGCUCGCGUUUACGUCGGAUGUCUCGCACUGGAAGAACAAGCAGGAGCUUGUCGGUGUGUCCGUGCGCUCAAUCAUCAUCAAUGUCAUAACGCAAAUCAUCGUACUGCUCUAUCUCGUCGACAACAACGAGGAGACGUCCUGGAUGAUCCUCAUGUCCUCUGGCAUGGGCGUACUCAUCGAAGCUUGGAAGAUCACCAAGGCGGUCGACGUUGCGAUUGUACCCGCCUCGACGACGCAGCCGGCGACGAUCCCUGGCAUUCCGUUCCAUUUACAGAUUACCGACAAGCAUGUCCUGAGCGAGGACGAGAAAAAAACACAAGAGUAUGACAAGCUCGCGUUCCGCUACGUGAGCUGGGUCACUAUCCCGUGCUUGCUUGGCUAUUCUGUCUACAGUCUUCUCUAUGAGAGCCAUCGUGGAUGGUACUCGUACGUGAUCACGACGCUCACGAGCUUCGUGUAUAUGUUCGGCUUUGUUCAGCUCGUGCCACAGCUCAUCAUCAACUACAAGCUGAAAAGUGUGGCGCACAUGCCGAUGAAGGCCAUGGUGUACAAACUGCUGAGCACGGUUAUCGACGACCUGUUCGCCUUUAUCAUCAAGAUGCCGACCCUCCACCGACUGGCAGCAUUUCGAGACGAUCUCGUCCUCUGCGUCUACCUCUGGCAGCGCUGGAUCUACCGCAUCGACCCGAAUCGCGUGAACGAAUAUGGACAGGUGGGCAAGGACAAGGAUACGCCGGAGGAGACCAAGUCAAGCGAAGCGACCCCAGCUGCUGCAUCGGAGAAGCCGAGGGAGUCGAAGAAGAAGCGGUAG
Molecule: messenger RNA, 1899 nt
Organism: Peniophora sp. CBMAI 1063
Lineage: Eukaryota; Fungi; Basidiomycota; Agaricomycetes; Russulales; Peniophoraceae
Source: the annotation of a GenBank genome assembly